Molecule: messenger RNA, 906 nt
Organism: Lathyrus sativus (Indian pea)
Lineage: Eukaryota; Viridiplantae; Streptophyta; Magnoliopsida; Fabales; Fabaceae
Source: the annotation of a GenBank genome assembly
AUGCUGAAGUCAAUUCUAGGUUGCUGCAAAGUGUAUAUAUCAGAGAGCAGAAACAAGAGUGCAUUGGAAUCAAUUGAAAGAGCUGCGAAGCAUUUUCCCUUAGCACCAAUAAUUAACAAGUUUGAAGAUGCGGCUUACAAUAGAGUUGGUUACACACUUGUUUCUGAGUUGAGUUCAGUGCCCUCGGAACAGUCAUGUCAUUUGACAAAUGCGGUGUUGGCUAUGGUAAAGGCUGCAUUUGAUACUGUUGACUUUGAGCUUCAUAGUGGAACUCAUCCUAGACUUGGAGUGGUGGAUCAUAUAUGUUUUCAUCCUUUGGUUGAUGCUUCCUUGGAUCAGGCGGCUAGGACGGCGAGGUGUUUAGCUACUGACAUGGGUUCUAAGCUACAAGUUCCUACUUUCUUAUACGGAGCGGCACACGAAGAGGGGAUGAAACUUGAUUCAAUAAGAAGAACAUUUGGUUAUUUCAAGCCAAACUCCAGCGAAAACCAAUGGAUUGGGGUGUCCAAAUCCGACACUUUGCCACUGAAACCAUAUAGUGGUCCAUUUCAAGUGACUCCGUCAAAAGGCGUUGUGGUGAUUGGAGCAACCAAUUGGGUUGACAACUAUAAUGUACCUCUAUUAUCUUCUGAUGUCAGUGCCGUUCGCAGAAUUGCAAAACGGAUUAGUGGAAGAGGUGGAGGGCUCGCUUCGGUACAGGCCAUGGCACUUACACAUGGUGAAGGAAUCAUUGAAGUAGCUUGUAAUUUGUUGGAUCCAAAGAAUGUUGGUGGUGAAAGAGUGCAGCAAGAAAUUGAACAUCUUGCAAAGGAAGAAGGUAUUUCUGUGGAAAAGGGAUACUACACAGACUUUUCACAGGAAGAAAUUGUUCAAAGUUACUUGAAGCUGUUUCGAGAGAGAAUUUGA